Drosophila busckii is the source of this 1348-nucleotide messenger RNA. RefSeq names its product peroxisomal (S)-2-hydroxy-acid oxidase GLO5. Lineage: Eukaryota; Metazoa; Arthropoda; Insecta; Diptera; Drosophilidae. Bases 142 to 1302 code for a protein of 386 amino acids. The record is from RefSeq and is a predicted model, not a curated record. The transcript has 2 exons. Gene Ontology annotation, molecular function: oxidoreductase activity; FMN binding.
AAAACACAAACCAACCUAAUUAUAACAAAAGUCUGGCGAUUACCUAAGCCAAAGCCGAAGAUAGUGCGCGCCGAACGUGAAUUGUGCUUCGGCUUUAACCGAUCGCUUGCGAGAGUAUAAACAGCGCCCAGCAGCAGCAAGAUGACAUUCUACAAACGUAAGCUAAACGAAACGGAACAGUUAAAUCCGCAAGAGUUCGACAACAACAACAUGGAGCUGGUCUGUGUAAAGGAUUUUGAGCGCCAGGCAUUCGCCAAGCUGGAGAAGAAUACCCUGGACUACUAUAAGAGUGGUGCAGGCGAACAGUUUACUUUGGAGCAGAAUCGCGCAGCAUUUAGAAGAUUAAGACUGCGUCCACGCAUACUACGCAAUGUCUCACAGCUGGACAUCAGCUGUCGCAUACUGGAUGAGCAGCUGAAGUGGCCCAUGGGCAUUGCACCCAGCGCCAUGCAGAAGAUGGCGCAUCCCGAUGGUGAAAUCGGCAAUGCACGCGCCGCUGGCAAAGCUGGUGCCAUUUACAUCUUGAGCACGCUGUCCAACACUUCGCUAGAGGAUGUAGCCGCUGCUGCACCCAACACAUGCAAAUGGUUUCAGCUCUACAUAUACAAAGAACGUCAUCUAACCGAGCAGCUGGUGCGACGUGUGGAGCGUGCGGGCUUCAAGGCACUUGUCCUUACAGUGGACGCGCCUGUUUUUGGCAAUCGUCGUGCAGAUGUGCGCAACAAAUUCAGCUUGCCAGAUCACUUGAACUUGGCCAACUUCGAGGGCGAACUAGCCAAUGUUACCACCAUGGGCGGCUCUGGCAUUUACGAGUAUGUAACCAAUCAAUUCGAUCCCAGCAUCACUUGGCAGGACAUUAGCUGGCUGAAGCAGCUGACCAGUCUGCCCAUCGUGCUCAAGGGCGUGCUAACUGCAGAGGACGCUGUGCUGGCGCGUGAAUUUGGCGUCGAUGGCAUUAUAGUGUCCAAUCAUGGCGCCAGACAGCUCGACAGCGUGCCAGCCUCCAUUGAAGCUCUGCCCGAGGUCGCCAAGGCAGUGGGCAAUGAUAUGCUUGUUAUGUUCGAUGGCGGCAUAAUGGAGGGCAAUGAUAUAUUCAAGGCCAUAGCCUUGGGCGCCAAAGUGGUCUUCCUGGGACGUCCGGCUCUAUAUGCCUUGGCGCACAAUGGACAGCAGGGUGUGGAGGAAAUGCUGGAGAUAUUGCGCAAAGAUUUUGAAACUACUAUGGCCUUAAUGGGUUGCCCUUCAUUUGAGGAUAUAACGCCGGCAAUGGUUGUGCAUGAAAAAACAUUUAUGAAAUUAUAAGUCAUGGGUUAUCUAAUUGUAAAAUUAAUAUAUUAAAUAUUGUUAU